This is a messenger RNA of Stomoxys calcitrans (stable fly), 2989 nucleotides long. RefSeq names its product putative inorganic phosphate cotransporter (gene Picot). The transcript has 7 exons. The record is from RefSeq and is a predicted model, not a curated record. NCBI's taxonomy places the organism in Eukaryota, Metazoa, Arthropoda, Insecta, Diptera, Muscidae. Gene Ontology annotation, biological process: transmembrane transport; monoatomic anion transport. Gene Ontology annotation, molecular function: transmembrane transporter activity. Bases 683 to 2233 code for a protein of 516 amino acids.
GUUACGUUGCUCAGGUUUUAUCAGAACGUUUUCAACUGUUAUACGUUGAAGUACGCGCUCUUCAAAACAGCCACACCAAAACAUAGCGCAAGCUAAACGGCUACCAGUGUUAAAAGACUCUGGUUGUCAAAGAACGAAAGUGACGGACAACGGUUCUAGUGUGAGGCAUCGGGCUGCGCUUUGUUUCAAGUGUGGUAACAACGCGAAAAAAGGUUUUUUGGCCAACCUAAAAAGAAAUCAAGAAAAAAACAAAAUUCGAAAUAUAUUGGAAAAAGCCAAAAAAAAGUGAAACCACAAGCAAUACUUGUGGCUUGAUCUGGUGCUUUCUGGUAACCUUUUCAAAAAAAAAUUACUGCAUUUCCUACUCGCAAAAACCAAACAAUCAACCAACCACCUAAAUUCGAAACCUCAAAAAAACGUGAGCGCUUAUUUUGUGUUUAUUUUCGUUUUGUUGCGAUACCAACCAGAACCACAUGGAAACUUGUAAAUUUUAGCUACUCCCUUCAAUUGGUGCAUACAACAAAAAGUUCAAAGUUUGUCUUCCAAAUUUCGUAACGUAAAACAAGCAAAACUGUAUUAAACAAAUUUCUUUAGAGGAAAUUUGUUAAAAAUAAAACAAAUCGUAAAAGAAAACAAAAUAAUUAGGAGUUAACCAACGCAAAAACAAAUCAAUAUAACGAAAAUGACGUCCAAGGAACAAAUUAUGGCGAGUGAGGAGAAGGAUUUGGACAAACCAUCCGGUUUUUUCCAAACCCGCUUCUUUGUCACCUUCAUGCUCUUCCUGGGUAUGGCCAAUGCAUAUGUUAUGCGAACGAAUAUGUCUGUGGCCAUUGUGGCUAUGGUCAAUCACACAGCCAUCAAUGAUGGACAUGAUGAUGUUAUGGAUGAUGAAUGUCCGGACUCAAAUUACACAGAAGUUGAUCAUGGUCAAGAUGGUGAAUUUGCUUGGAACUCUGCCCUGCAAGGUUAUAUUUUGUCUUCCUUUUUCUAUGGCUAUGUCAUAACACAGAUUCCCUUUGGCAUGUUGGCCAAAAAAUAUGGCGCUCUAAAUUUCCUUGGCUAUGGUAUGCUGGUCAAUUCUGUUUUUGCUUUCCUUGUGCCCGUGGCUGCUCGCGAGGGUGGUGUUUGGGGUUUGUGUAUAGUACGAUUCAUUCAAGGUCUAGGCGAAGGACCCAUUGUGCCCUGUACCCAUGCAUUGUUAGCCAAAUGGAUACCACCCAAUGAACGCUCGCGUAUGGGUGCGGCGGUUUAUGCAGGCGCUCAGUUUGGCACUAUUAUAUCUAUGCCCUUGUCUGGCCUGUUGGCUGAAUAUGGUUUCGAUGGAGGCUGGCCCUCAAUUUUCUAUGUUUUCGGCACUGUGGGUACACUUUGGUCGAUUGCUUUCAUUAUUUGGGUAUACGAAGAUCCCUCAGCACAUCCCACCAUUGAUGAGCGUGAAAAGAAAUAUAUCAACACCUCACUGUGGGGCACAACAGAAAUUAAGAGUCCUCCCAUUCCCUUCAAGGCCAUAUUCAAAUGUCUGCCUUUCUAUGCCAUUUUGUUUGCCCACAUGGGUCAUAACUAUGGCUAUGAAACUUUGAUGACCGAAUUGCCCACCUACAUGAAACAGGUUUUGAGAUUUUCUUUGAAAUCAAAUGGUUUGUUGUCCUCAUUACCCUAUUUGGCUAUGUGGAUAUUUUCGAUGAGCAUUUCAGUGGUGGCAGAUUGGAUGAUCUCCUCCAAGCGUUUCAAUCAUACACAAACAAGAAAAGUCAUGAAUUCCAUAGGUCAAUAUGGUCCUGGUUUGGCCUUGAUAGCUGCAUCCUACACUGGAUGUGAUCGUGUACUCACCCUGGCUAUUCUAACUAUCGGCGUGGGCCUGAAUGGUGGCAUAUAUUCCGGUUUCAAAAUCAAUCACUUGGAUUUGACUCCACGUUUUGCUGGCUUCCUUAUGGCCAUAACAAAUUGCUCAGCCAAUUUGGCGGGUCUGCUGGCCCCCAUUGCUGCGGGUAAUUUGAUCAACAAUCAGCCCACCAUUGCCCAAUGGCAAAAGGUAUUCUUCAUUGCUGCCUUCAUUUACAUAAUUGCGGGUACAUUCUUCAACAUCUUUGGCUCGGGCGAACGCCAAUAUUGGGAUAAUCCCGAUAAUGAUGUCAAGGACACCAAUGCCCUGGAAUCACAAACACAAAUUCCCAGCAAUCAAAAUGGCAAUGAUGCCCGGAGACGGAUAUCAGCCAUAAGCGGAAAUCAAUAGUUUGUAAAUAGCAAAAAGAAAAAAAAUGAAACUGCAACAAAAGGCUAAAUCCAUUUUUCUAGUUCAUAAGAGUUUAAGUCAACAUACAAACACAAUUACAAAGAAAAUGAAAAUUAUUUAAAUAUAUUGAACAAAAUGCGCUAAUCAAGCAAUGAAUGAAAUACAAAGAAAACAAAAGACAUGAUUAAUCAGGUGAAUUGAAACGAGAGAAACAAAAUUGUGAAAAACUAUUACUAUAAAGCUAAGUGUUAAACAUAAUAACCAGAUAUAAGUUUGUUUAUUUUGUUUGUAAAGUAUGUAAUUAUUUAUAAAUUUUUAAAAGGAAAUCAUCAUCCAAUUAUGUAUGUAAAUCAUUUUAGUGUUUAGUUAAAAGAUUAAACCGCCCCUUCGGCCACGUCCCCCCACAUACCAUACACAAUUUAUAAUUUAAAUCACCAACGCCCACCCCCGACUUUCCUCUCUCUCUUCCUAGUCCUAUGUACCAUAUAACCCCCAAACUUCUACAACUAAACCAUUGCUAGCACAAAAACAUCAGUAUAAUGAUAAUAAUAAUAAUGAUACAAGCGAAAUUCUAUUUUAUAAUAAAGAUGAAAAAAAAAAAAACAAAAGCACAAAGAAAAAAUUUCUAAAAGAAACCCAAAAGGAGCUUUAAGUACCUCAUCACUUGUGUUAAAAAGCAAACAAGACAUGCUAUAAUUUAUAAAUAAACAGAGGAAAAAACGAUAUUUUUGUAAUAGCUUUUGUAAAUCUUGAAAA